AUGACGACAAGUCCAUUCAAUACGUGUGAAAGUUAUGCAGAGAGUUUAGUACCGAUCAAUAAGAAGACCACGAUGAAGAACGGAGGGGCCGACUGUCAGUCACGGAAGCGGUACUUAGCAUCCGGAAAUACAUUCACGGACCUCCAUUAUAGUUUCAGAAUUGGAAUAAAAACAAUUAGUAGGAUUGUGCGGGAAGUCUGCUCGAAUAUAUGGCUGUUAUUACAUAAAGAAUAUAUGGCAAUUCCAGACGUCAGUACAUGGCAGAAUAUAGCAUAUGCAUUCGAGAAAACGGCAAAUUUUCCGAACUGUAUAGGGGCCGUUGACAGCAAACACAUUAGACUUAUCAAACCAGAAGACAGUGGGUCGAUGUAUUUUAACUACAAGGGAUAUUGUUCAAUAGUCCUGAUGGUAAGCUGA
Molecule: messenger RNA, 417 nt
Organism: Acanthoscelides obtectus
Lineage: Eukaryota; Metazoa; Arthropoda; Insecta; Coleoptera; Chrysomelidae
Source: the annotation of a GenBank genome assembly